ACAUCUGCAUUUUCUUUCAGCGUUUUCGCGAUUCCAUCCUUCCCGGGUGCCGCAUGUGGCGGCGGCUGGCUCCAUCCUGCCAAGCACCGCCUAACCGGUUUUGGAAAACUUCAGUGAUGGCUUGUUUCGUGCGUGUCGCGCAUUCGUCGGCCGUUUGGAGUGUCAGAUUGGCAGGCAUCUUCAGAGCGGCAGGCAGGACUGCGUAACCAUCAGCCCGCCUGGCCGUGUAUGGAGCUCCUAGACUCACCACUAGUGGCGACAUACAAAGGAGACGUGGCCAAGAUGUCGUUGUAUCUCGAAUGCUCAGCUCCCCUUCGGCAGCUGGUCCUGAGAUGGACUGAUCGAGCCCUGAUACUUGCCACUACCGACCUUAGCUGGGCCACUAACACAACCUAAUCAGAGCUGAUCGACGCAUCCAGACCGUCGGGUCGGGUAAGGUACUGCUGAACAUAAAACACAUAUCUCGAUGGCCCGUCUUGCUCAAGAUGGACCCGGCCUGGCUCCUUCCCGUGCCGCCGUCCCUUCACUAGCGCAGUCCAUCCACUACUUCCGCACAUUUGGACCCGAGCGGCCCCGACGAUCGGGAUCCAACUUCACCAGCCAGGGACGGGGGAAAGUGCUGGGCGUCAGACGACAAGGUGCAUGUCUGAGGUGCAGGAUACUCAAGAUCCAGUGCUCGCUCGACAACCCCUGCCAGCCCUGUCUACAGUCCGCCGUCAGGGGCUUCGAGAGAAAGGUUCUCUCCUUCGGCUACUGCGUGCGCACCCGCUUCGCCGACGUCAACAUCUUCGAGUCUUCUUCCCGAGAAGCCGCCGCCACCGCGACCAUGCAGAUUGAACCCCUUAUGCGGGCCAUGGGCGACCUGCUCUCCCGCAUUGCCACGCCCGCCAACUUUUCCCUCACAUCCAACCCCGCCGCCUUCAACAAAACCAUGCUCUCGUGGCUGACCGACCCCGACUUCCAGCUCCCCAACGGAAGCAUCGUCGGGCUGUGCUGCUCCAGCUUACUGGGUCUCCAGUUCCAGGAAGAAGAAGAAAGCACCACCGGCAACAGCAGCAGUACAGAAGGGGCCGGCCUGAUGUCCGGCUUCCGCCGCUUUCUCCUCGCCACAUCCCUCGUCCACGCCGGUUGGCGCGACAACAGCAACAACAGCAACAACAGCUCCAAAACCCUCCCGACCCGUGACCUCUGCGCAGCGGGGCAGACAUCGGGCUACCGCCUGCUCAAACACCUCGACCGCGUCCUCACGCCGCAAUUCCUCGCCGGCUGCGGCCGCCAGUCCUGCCAGGUGCUGUUCCUGCUUGUCCUAGGCGCCGUGCUGGGCGUGGGCUGCUCGGCCUCGCCAGCUUUUCUCGAGGACAGACACCACUACCACCAGUCGCCCACGUUCCCGUUAUCGGCGUCGGCGGCCGAGAUGAUGCUGAGCCCGGAGUUUCAGCGCAGCCCGACACUGUGGCUCGCCAUGAAGGAGCACCUGUGCCAGAUGCUGGCUCAUCAUUUAAUUUUUCUGGGGUCUAUGCUGGGGAUUCGGAUGGAGACAGGGUUGGAGCAGAGGAUUAUUGAUAAUGCUGCUGCUAUGUGGAACAAGGCGGAGGAGUUUGUUUGGGCUGAUGUGGUGGGCUUGGACAACCCGGUUCAGGCCUCGCUCAGCCGGGUUGAAGCUCCAGUUGCUGUCAAGAACGAGGAUGGGGAUGGGCAGUUCGUGCUGGGAGAUGCCAAUCCGGGGCUUGCACCGCCGCCGCCUCCGCGGCUCGUCCCGGUCAGUUGUCCGGAAACCAAGCAGUUUCAGCGUCGAGCGACGGACAAGUGGUCGGAGAACCCAGCGUCAUACCUGUCCAUGUUUGAGGAACCGCAACCCAUCCCAGAGCAUGAGUCUGCUGGGCGGGAAAGCGUCGCUCGAGCAGAGACACGACCGUCAUCAAGGAUAGGUACUCGGCCAGCAUCUCAACUACAAGCCAUCCCUCAGCCGAUGCGCCGCCCCGACGAUGAAGGGAAACGACGGUCAAUAUGGAUCGUCCGGCCGUAUGAUGCAGGACCCGAACACGGCAUAGUCAAUGUUCACGCGCGACUACGAGGUAGCCCAGGAACGGAGAGUCUACGGGCGUUGGAUGAUGAGGGUUCUUUGCCAUUUUACGAUGACACGACACAGUAUUGGUAAUAAUGAGACCGGUUCUUGCCCGUGACGGGGUUAAAAGGAGUCUGGCAGGGAUGUUUAUUGUAUGAUUGACGACCUUCCGAGGCUUUCGAGUCUUGUUGAUUCCAAUUACAUGAUUCAUUGAAACGGAACAAAACGGGUCAGAAUAGGGGACUUGGUCUACAUGCAGAACGGGUGGCAGGCUGAGCUGCCCUGGGACACAAACACUGUUCACAAUUAGACAAGGGAUCGUUACGUUGUUUCCAAACCGGUGGAUGUUCUUUGUUUGACUGUUACAAUGAAGAACUGGUUUGAUUACUUGCC
Molecule: messenger RNA, 2458 nt
Organism: Parathielavia appendiculata
Lineage: Eukaryota; Fungi; Ascomycota; Sordariomycetes; Sordariales; Chaetomiaceae
Exons: 3
Coding region: 467-2158 (563 amino acids)
Biological process (GO): regulation of DNA-templated transcription
Molecular function (GO): zinc ion binding; DNA-binding transcription factor activity, RNA polymerase II-specific
Source: RefSeq, a predicted model, not a curated record